CUCGACCCUUCAACGCUUGCCAGUCAACGUUAUUUCUGUGUUCUAAAGGUUCAGCAUUCUCCCUUCGGUCAUGGAUGGGCCACCGCCACCGGAGGAGGAUUUCUCUACUCUCCCAAUAUCCGAGCGUCUCUCUCACAAGAACUGGAAAGCUCGUGUCAGCGCAUACGAAUCCCUAGUCAAAACUUUCCAAACUACCGCGUCCGACAGUGAUCCUGCAUUCAAGCCUUAUAUUAAUAAUCCAGAUCUGUUGAGGAAGAUAGCAACUGACUCUAAUGCUGUUGCUCAGGAGAAGGGCGUGGAGUGUUUGGUGGCAUUUGUCAAAUACGCUGGCGAAACUGCAGUGAGAACAAGAGAGGUUGUUGUACCCGCUCUGGUGGAAAAAUGUUUGGGUUCUUCGCGUGCUGGCACGAAAGUACAAGCCCUUGCAUUGACGCUGCAGUACGUGGAGGUCGAGAAUGGCGGUGCCGGGGUUGUGGCAGAUAUCAUACCGGGUCUAGGAGCUAAACUGCCCAAGACAGUUUCAGGAUGUGUUCUGGCUCUUAAAGAGAUCGUACGGAUGUUUGGAAUCCAGGCUACCCCUCCUCCUCCGAUUCUCAAGAUUUUGCCCAAGAUAUUUUCUCAUUCCGACAAGACCGUUCGCGCUGAAGGGACGGCACUUGCGCAGACUCUAUACCAAUAUGUAGGUCCCGGCAUUGAGCCGUGGUUAACGGACCUCAAGCCCGUACAAGUCAAGGAGUUGAAAGAAUCAUUCGACGCAAUGGACAAUGAUGGUAAGGGAAAAGGAACCUUAAAACCCGAGCGAUUAACUCGGGCGGCCGCGCGGGAUGUUGAGCUUGCGGAGGUAGCCAGUGGCGGUGAUGCCGUCGACGCUGUUGAAGAAGAGCCGGCGACCAUGGAUCCUCGUGCUUUCGCUGAACCAGUGGAUAUUGUACCUAAGUUGCCUCCUGCAUUGCAAGCAGGACUGACGUCGUCGAAAUGGAAAGAACGGAAAGAGGUUCUUGAUGACCUCUCCGCUCUCCUUUCUACCACUCCUCGAAUCAAGGAAGCGUCAGAAUUGGGGGACCUCGCAAAGUCUUUAGCAACCUGCAUUCAGAAGGACGCAAAUAUCAACUGCGUUAUGACGGCCGCUGCAUGCAUGCAGUCACUCGCCAAGGGCAUGAUGUCAUCGUUUGCCAGAUAUCGGGAGACGGUUGUGCCUCUGAUGUUAGAGAGGCUGAAGGAACGCAAGGUAACUGUUACCGAUUCGAUAGGCUUAGCUCUGGACGCGAUAUUUUUUACAACCACUCUAGCUGAUAUCAUCCCUGACCUUGGGACAGCUCUAUCUUCCAAGAAUCCUCAGGUCAAAGAAGGGACCCUGAAAUUUCUUGGCCGAUCAUUGGCGUCUGCCACUUCUCCAAUACAGCCUCCUCAGGUCAAACCAUUAGCGGAAACUCUCGCUACACUCCUAGAAGACAGUUUUGAGGGCGCUAGAAAUGAAGCUGCCAAUUGCCUAGGUACGCUGAUGAAGAUGGUAGGGGAGAGACCGUUGAAUGCUGUGGUGGAAGCGGUUGUGGAUGUCAGGAAAGCCAAGAUUAAAGAGGCAUACGAGAGGGUUACGGUUAAGUGCAAAGCCGGUGGUGCAGCGCCACCCAGAGCACCACCUGCUGUACCACCCCCGGCAGCUGCCCCGAAGAAGAAGCUGCCUGCGCCAAAGUCUGUCGUCGUAGAAAGUGAAACCUUGGAGUCACUUCCGCUCAAGAAACCUUCAGCAAAGCCUCCUGCACGACUUCUGGCCCGAACACAGGGUUCCGGAGGCACUCCUGCCGCUGCCGCUGCAGCGCCUCCUCCCAAGAAAGUCCCGCCACCGGCCACCGCAAAAUCAGCGAAACCACAAGCACCUAGCGCACCCGGGGCACUAGAUACUUUCAAAUUCAAGCAUACGCCCGAAGACGCGGAGGCCCUUGCAGCUGAUGCAAUACCCUCUUCACUAUUAAGCAAUCUGUCCGAUGCGAAUUGGAAAACCAGAUUGGCCGCCCUAGACGAAAUGUCGACUUGGCUCGAUGGCGUGAUUAACGAUUUAGAUGCAGAGGUUUUAGUUCGAGCCCUAGCGAAAAAGGGCUGGUCGGAGAAGAAUUUUCAGGUAUCAUCCAAAAUAUAUGGAAUAUGUGCCACCCUCUCUGCGCGGUGUCCCUCAUUUGGGAGAUCUUGCGUCGCAUUGUGUGUCCCUCAUAUGAGCGAAAAGUUGGGGGAUAUGAAGCUGAAGAAACCUGCCGGCGACGCUCUUAUCUCUUUUGCGGAGAGUACAUCGUUGCAAUUCAUCUUGAAUCAAGCUUAUGAACCCCUGUCAAGGCAAAAGGCUCCCAAAGUUCUGGCUGACGCUAUCGGCUGGAUGAAUGUUGCGUUGACCGAGUUUGGCAUCAAUGGACUGUCCCUCCGCAAUCUCAUCGAUUUUCUCAAGGGCGCAUUACAAAACUCCAAUGCCACUGUUAGAACCAGCGCCACAAAAACCCUUGUAACGGUCAAAUUAUUCGCUGGAUCAAGCAUCAAGGAUUUACUGGAAGAUCUCAAUCCUCAGCUAUUCAACACUAUAACCGCAGAAUUUGACAAGGUUGAAGGUCAAGCACUUCCAGAUCCUACCCGGACGUCGACCGAUGCAACCGAUGCGCCCGUAGCAUCCUCUGGUGGGGGAUCAGGACCUGUCGACGCGUUAGAUGACCUCUUUCCUCGAGUUGAAGUGGACGGACUCCUCAAAGGAACAACAAUUCUAGCGGAUGCCAAGAGCGAUGCCUGGAAAAUAAAGAAGGAGGCGCUGGAAACGUUCCAAACUAUUUUGGACCAAGGUAGCAACAAGCGACUUAAACCAAACAUAGGCGAGAUAUCCCAGGUCCUCAAAGCGAGAGUCACAGACACUAACAAAGCUGUUCAAAUGCUUGCACUCGACAUUGUGGGGCGUAUUGCUACGGGUAUGGGCAAGCCAUUUGAGAGGCAAUGUCGAUUUUUCGUUCACCCAGUAACGACUGUUCUGUCCGAUCAGAAGGCACCUAUCAGGGCAGCCGCUCUGCAGACGUUGAGUGCCAUUGCCAACGCGUGUGACGGUCUCGAAUCCAUGGUUCCAGGUAUACAUACUGGCCUUGAAACAUCCAAUCCUAUGCAAAAAGGUACAUUGUUGCAUUGGAUAGCUGACUGGUUCAAAGAGCACCCGCCGCCGUCUUCGCUCGACUUGAGCACCUGGGCGCCGCCCAUCGUUGUGUCUCUAGACGAUCGGAAUGCAGACGUUCGCAAGGCUGCACAAGCUCUUUUACCGUCUUUAAUUGUAUGCGCUGGAUUCGACUAUGUGAUGCAGCAGACAAACUCUUUGAAGCCUGCUUCUCGUGGAAGUGCAAUCCCGCUCAUACAAGCUGCUCGUUCAGCGGUUUCCCCUACUCUGCCUAUAACUGCGGCCUUGACACAGCCGCCUAAGGCCUCUAAAUCUCUCCAAAAGGUAGCAGCACCAGAGUUACCUUCGUCCAGCUCUCCUCCUGGUUCGCCUGGCCCGUCGGCUCCUGCAUCCAGAACGGGGAGCAAGAUUUCAGGUGUGAGGCGCAAGCUGCCUCAAGGGAAUCGUCCAGAGUCUCGAAGCGAGAGUCCCCCAGAACCCGCGGUUUCACGCGCGUUGAAAGCUCCAUCUGGAGCACUAAAACGCCCAGGUGCAUCUUCUGCUCUAGCCCGGCCUCCAGUCGCCCAAAUUCCUCCCCUUACAACUUCUUCGCCUCUUUUUGGCACAAACCCAGACAGCAGAAAGGCUAGAUGCGGGAAGGACUCCCACAAGUGGGUUAACGAAGGCGGGCCCACACGUAAAGACCUAGCGGAUCUUUUACAGAACCAAAUGGAACCUCACGCAACCAAGGAACUUAUUGGACGCUUGUUCAGUCAUGAUCACAAUGCCGUCAAUGACCAUGUAACCGGUCUGACAAUAAUGUGUGAGCUAUACAACAGCCCACAAUUAGGUGACGACUUGGUAGAAAGUAUUUGCCUCGCGAAUUUUGAUCUUCCCCUGAAGUAUGCAUCCAUCAAAGCCCAUGAACCCCAGCCCAAUCUCAUAUCCAAAUGUCUUGAAAUUGUCGAGACGGUUUUGGCCUUCCUCCGUAUGGUCAAUCAACAACUCACCGAUAACGAAGCACUGUGUUUCAUACCAACUAUCAUUUUCAAGCUGGGCGAUGCCAGGGAACAAGUGCGUGCGAGAGUACAACAAAUAAUCCAAGAUCUACCCAAGGUCUAUGCUUAUAGCCGAGUCUUUCAGCUUCUAUCGGACUAUGGUUUAAAGUCCAAAGUGGCGAAGACACGACAAGGAUCCUUGGAUGAGAUGGGUAGUAUUCUCAGAAAAUCGGGAAUGGGCGCAUGUGAACCAUCCAAGACGUUUCCGGUGAUCGCUGCAAUGAUCUCUGAUAAAGAUUCCCAAGUCCGGAAAUCAGCUCUUGGUGCUCUGAGUGAGGGGUACAUGCUCGUAGGCGAGAAGGUUUGGUCUCUCAUAGGCCCGUUACCUCCCAAAGACAAGACCCAGCUGGAGGAACGCCUGCGCCGCGUCGCCGGUCCUAGCAGUCACGAAAAAAUCGAACCGCUGGCGCCACCUCAAAUAGCUCGUCUGACUGGUAUUCCUAGACCAGGUUCACCUGCUACUAACUCAAGAAUCGCGGGUAUACCACGACCGGCAUCUCCCGCGACCAGUUCAAGAUACACAGGAAUUCCCCGCCCUGGCUCUCCUGUGACAAACUCCAGAAUUGGAGGUCUUCCUCGUCCAGCCAGCCCGGCUUCAAGGCUGGCAAGACCUGUGUCUCCUGUUCGUCAGCGACCCUCAUCCCCAUCUACCUCCGGCCCUGGGUCAAGUACUCCGUCCCGUUUAACGCGUCCGCCAAUCGCCGCACCUCAGUCUCCAACAGGGCUCACUCGACCGAAGAGCUUGCUUCCGUCACGUUUGGGUCGGCCUCGUCCUCACUAUAAUCUCCCUGUCAGUGCGGACGAGUCUCCAGAGGACGAAGCCGAAGAACAUGUCAACGGAUUUGAGGUCCCUGGCAAACCCACCCACGCUACCAACUCAGGAACAUCGUCAUUAGAAGAAUCAUCGGAUAUCACCGUCACCAUAUCCAGCAUCUUAAGCAGCGAUCCGUCAAGAAGCGUGGACGCUCUUAAGAAGGUCCAAAGAAUUUUAUCUUCCGGCCCGGAUGCUGCCCCCUUUUCUGCUCAGUAUCGAGAACUUGCAGAGCAUGUUGAAGGGCUGAUAGAAACCAUCACCCUACAGAUGGCCCAUAUAUUCGAGCGGCCAGAUGACCUUAUUCUGGAUGAGAACUUCAGGCUAGCUAAGCAUCUCAUUCAGACGUUGAACAAUUUUUGUGAUCACUCAUUCCUUGCUGAAUCAUUGACCGUCGACAUACUUACCUCUUUGCUGGAAGAGCUCACGCUCCGCCUCUUGGAGACUGACGACAGCUAUAUCAAGAAGAUUAAAGACCUCUCGCGUUUUAUCAACAUGAUUAUAUUGCGACUAUUCGCCACUGGACGGAGGAUGUCCAUCUUUAGGGCUCUUUUCAACCUUCUCCUCCAAGUGGUAAAGCCUUUCCCAAGUAAUGGCACGACGCCCGACUCAAGGGAAGCCAAAGUCGCUGAGCUGGUUCUCAAAUGUAUUUGGAAAUUGGCCCGUAACAUCCCUCAGGAUCUUUCUGAACAUAAAUUGGACCCGGUGGAACUUUUCCCUGCUAUCGAGCAUUUCUUGCAGUCCGUACCGCCCAACGAGUGGCGUGCUCGCUCCACCAAUAAGGUUCCUUGCGGGGAUAUGCCUUUGAGGACUGUAAAAGUUAUAAUCCAACACGUUGUCGCACACUAUGGAGACGACGUGUACGAUCUGCUCUCCGCGUCAUUUGACGAUCCUUCAGCGACCAUUGUAUAUCCAUACGUAUACCGAAUCUUGAACUCAAGUAACCGGGCGAACCCCGAGGCUCCUCGCCAGAACGGUGAAGAAUCUGGUGCACCUCGCCCGGUCUCGAUGACAUCCAGUCGGCCUAUGUCCCCUCAAGAAGCUGUGUCAGAGGCAACAUCUCAUCCGUCACCUAGUCAUAGAUCAAGUCCUAGCGCUUCCUCUAUGAACGGAAAUGGUAUUCUACCUCCACCGACAGAGGAGCCCGACCCGGACGUCCAACUACUGACCAUCAUUGGCCAUAUUUCAAGUGAGACUACGGGGGCAUUGCACAAAGAGGGGAUCACGGAGCUCCAUCAUUUUCUGAAAGCAUACCCACACAAAAGACCCAGGGUGGAAAAAAUGCUCGAAUCUACCGGCGCCGCGUUUCGGAAGUAUAUCAAUCGUGCGCUUGCGAGUAGGGCAGCUGAGGACCAAGAGCGUGAUGUUGCAGUUUCAGAUGCUUUUGACAAGUUGCAAAGUAAUCGCCCAGGAACGUCGGGCUCAUCUCGUAUCGUUGAAACAUCUCCAAUGUCUCCGACAUCACCACAGCAGAAGAGUACAGAACUUCCGGUCAAUCAAGAUAGGCUGUCGAGACUUCACGACCUAUUUCACUAUCGAUCUAGUACGCUGAGCAAUGGGUCGUCACAAGGAUAUAGUGCGCCUUCGGAGACGAAAAACUCACUGAACUAGACUUUGGCGUAGAUAGUAGAUAGCCUCUAGUCUUCCACUUCCUGCUCUCUAUCUGACAUUUGCAUUCUGUACACUGAAUCAAUUUGCAUGACUGUAAUACAUAUUACGAUAUCAUAUUUGGGUGUGUUGAGCACGG
Molecule: messenger RNA, 6731 nt
Organism: Guyanagaster necrorhizus
Lineage: Eukaryota; Fungi; Basidiomycota; Agaricomycetes; Agaricales; Physalacriaceae
Product: microtubule associated protein
Exons: 15
Coding region: 71-6595 (2174 amino acids)
Biological process (GO): establishment or maintenance of microtubule cytoskeleton polarity; microtubule polymerization; spindle organization
Molecular function (GO): microtubule plus-end binding; microtubule plus end polymerase activity
Source: RefSeq, a predicted model, not a curated record